Molecule: messenger RNA, 1289 nt
Organism: Diaporthe batatas
Lineage: Eukaryota; Fungi; Ascomycota; Sordariomycetes; Diaporthales; Diaporthaceae
Exons: 2
Coding region: 337-1248 (303 amino acids)
Source: RefSeq, a predicted model, not a curated record
GCUUGCCUUGCUGUUUGCCCUUGGGGGGCCUGUUGAAACGCCGAGUCGAGUGACUAGGCAGCACACGCGGUUCCUGAUGGCCGCAAGGAUGCCGUCUGUCUGUCUGUCUUGUCAUAUCCGUGGGCCGACCGGUUUGCGUGUGCCUGGGUUGUGUGUGUGUAUGUAUGUCCUGUGUGAUAGGCAUGCGUUGUGUGUCAUCACCCGUCUUCUGUGACCACUGGACAAACCCAUGAAAGGCGGCCGUCCCACUUACAGAUGAUUCCGAAGGUGGCAGGCUGCCCUGCCCUGACUUACAGACCCUCUUUAGCCUCCAGCACUGGUGGUGGCAUUUAGAAAAUGGCGAUCUCUGUGGAAUGCAACGCAAGGCAAUAUUAUGGGACCUAUGAACUGAAGCACCCAAUGACGCCGAGCAGCAGUCCGGUCCGCGAAGUCUCGGGCCAGGAGGAGGACUGCCCUGAUUCGACAACAGCACCAGAACAUGACCAUCCCCAGCGGCCGGAGGACACAGACGAGGAGCCCCGGCCGAAGGACCACCCAGCGGACACGGUCCCUAGACACAACCAGACGGCCCCCGCCGUCGCCGAGCUCGAAGGGCUCUCCCUCAAGAUCGAUAACUUCGGAAGAGGCGAGAGCGAGGUCGUCGAGGCAGUAAGCGACGGCGAGGAGACCAAGGACACAUACACCAGCAGCCAGGCGCAGGCCACCGCAUCACCCUUCGACGACCCAGAGGAAGGAUCCCAGACGUCAAGCGAGGAAUCGUGGGCAUCGUUGCCCCCCAGCAGCAGCGGCUCCUCCUCCUCGAACGCCAGCACCGACGAGCAGCGGGAGGAAGGGGGCAAGGAUGACGAGGACGCACCCGAGACGGCGGACACCCCCUCCGGCGGCGGGCCGCUGCCGAGCCCAGAGACGACCUUCAGAUUCUACAAGUUCCACGAGGAGUUCAAGGAGCAUGAGGCGCAAGACAACGAAGAGGACGACGACGUUGACGACGACGACGACGAAAACGACGACCCGCGCUUCUCGCCGACGGGCCCCUGGGCAUCGAGCGCCGUGCCCAGGUGGGCGUUCCUGAGGUCCAGCAACUCGCUGCCCGUCCUCAACCUGGGGCCCCGGGACUUCUACCACGGCGGGUCGGCGCUGCGACACGAGGUUUCGGCGGAUGAGGACGACGAGGGCGACGGAUACCUUGCUGAGAACAGAGGGUCCCGGGACGUCGUGGCGAUGGUUGGUGUAGCAGUACACUUGUAGCAGUAGAUGUAUCAGUAAAUUCAAAAAAUGGUCAACUUCAA